AACAGCAAAUAAUUGCACGAGGAAACGUAAUAUUAAAUACUAAGGAUUAUUAUUAAAGCAAACAAAAACAAAGAUUAUGGAUUUAUCUAUGUAUGGCGAAAAUUUGAAUUUCAGCAGUUCUGAUGAAAUAAGCUCUGAUGAAGAAAGCGGAAAUAUAAAAGAAGUCUAUGAACAAACUUUGAGUAUCAUUGAAAAUAAUUGUUUACCUACACGUGAUAUUGUUUAUGAAGGAAAAAAAAAAUUAAUUUAUCAUUGUAAUUCGCAUGAAGAAGCAUUAAACUGUGUGAAAAAUUAUGAGUUAGCAACUACAACAAGAUUUGUUGUCUAUAGUGUAACCAAGGACUUUGGAAUAACAGAAAUGAUUGCAAAAAAUCAUAAUGUUCUAUGGGAAGAUUAUGCCAUUCAGUAUUCAGGCAUACCUCAUAUGGUUGUUGGUCACAAAAUUUUAGAUUGUCAUCAUGGUUUUGAUAGGAAUAUUUCAGCGAAAAAUAGUUAUAAAAAAAAUUAAAAAAAUGCCAAGAUGGAUGAUCACAGCUUUCAGAAAAAUUAUGUGAUUCUGCAAGAUACAAAAAAGUUUAUGUGUCCUGCAAAGAUAGUAAUGAGAGAAAUAUUACAAUUUCCUGAUUUCAAGGUUUGAGUAACUAAAUUAUAGGUAACAUGCCUUUUUUAAUUUUGUAAUGUAUGGUGGUGUGACAUAAAGCAGCCCUGAAUCGGAUUAAAGGGUCGCCUAAGGUUAGUGGAAAGAUGUAACUUUUUAAAAAUAUGCCUUUAUUGAAACAGGAUUAAGUUUUAGGUGUCUCACUCAACUUUCUUGACUAAGUCCCUCUAUAAACUCAGUUUAGCCCUUAUUGUUUUUGUAUUAUUGUUUUAAUUUAGAUACCUAAGCAUUCAGCUUGGCACAAAAAAAAAAGCAUCAAAACUAUUGAAAGAAAAAUUAAAAUUUUCAUGUUUAAAUGAAGAACCUUAUAUUCGGAAAGUUGUUGUAGCUAUUGAUGAUUUAUCAUGUCAUGAU
Molecule: messenger RNA, 1012 nt
Organism: Hydra vulgaris (swiftwater hydra)
Lineage: Eukaryota; Metazoa; Cnidaria; Hydrozoa; Anthoathecata; Hydridae
Source: RefSeq, a predicted model, not a curated record